CUUGAGGUCGUAGUCGUUUUCUUUUUUUAGGAAAAGUAUUUCCUUCGUGCGCGUGUGUGUAUCUUUUUAUGUGUAUUUGUGUGCUCCCUUCUUUUAAGUUUAAAAAAAGAAGUCCAAGUGGCUUGCUUGUCCGACCCAGUGUGCAGUGUCUUUACGCUUUAUGUCUGUCUGUGUAUAACAAGAAAUGUUUUUUUGAAUAUUGCAUUUUUUGGAAACUGUGCUGCUGCUGACGACACAACAACAAUACCAACAAGAGUGCGCUUGGAGCACGGUGUGCACCGUAUCUGAAGACAGAGAGCCGAGGAAAACUCAGGUUGCUACUAUGGGUGAUGCUUAGGAAGUAGCAAUAAUUUGCUAAUUACAGCGAACUGAUUUGUGGAAAGAAGCAGUCACACUCCAUUGAAAAGUGCUGUGAGGAAAUAAGCUUGCGAUACAGAAACGUGCUGAUUACAGCCGGAAGUUGUUAUUGGAACUUAUAACCCCAACAAAAACAAUAGCAGCAGCAGCAUCAGCAACUACAACACACAGAAAAGCAAUCGCCGAGAACGAAUUAAAGCGACAAAGAUGGCAGGCGGCUGUAGCGGCAGCCUUAUCGCCAUAUUCUUUGUGCUCACUGUGGUGAGCAGUCUUCACGAGCUGGGAGGAAGCGCCCAGAAAUCCCCACCACAGCAACAUUAUGGCGGUCGUCGAGACCGGCCGCGGAAUCCGCCACGACAGUACAUCAAGACGCAUCCUUGUGAGCGUAGCUCCUGCUACCCGGCCACAGGAAAUCUGCUAAUCGGACGCGAGAAUCGUCUCAAGGCAUCGUCCACGUGUGGUCUGCAAUCGGCGGAGCGUUUCUGCAUUCUAUCGCAUUUGCAGGACAAAAAGUGCUUCCUGUGCGACUCACGCGAGGACACACGAGGCGAUCCGCACAAGAAUCAUCGUAUUGGCCAGAUCAUAUAUAAAACCAAGCCAGGCACUAAUGUGCCCACCUGGUGGCAGUCGGAGAAUGGCAAGGAGAAUGUGACUAUUCAGCUGGACUUGGAGGCAGAGUUUCAUUUCACGCAUUUGAUCAUCACAUUUACGACCUUCCGUCCGGCGGCCAUGUACAUUGAACGAUCCUUCGACUUUGGCCAGACAUGGCAUGUGUACCGUUACUUUGCCUACGACUGUGCCGAUUCGUUCCCCGGCGUCCCCACCGUCCUGCGUAAUAUCACCGACGUAAUGUGCACAUCACGCUAUUCGCACGUGGAACCGUCGCGAAAUGGAGAGGUAAUCUAUCGCGUACUGCCGCCGAAUAGCAAUGUGCCCGAUCCCUAUGCGGAACAUGUGCAGAACUUGCUGAAGAUGACCAAUUUACGGAUCAAGAUGACAAAGCUGCACAAGCUGGGCGACAAUUUGCUCGACAAUCGACUUGAGAACGAGGAGAAGUACUACUAUGGUAUCAGCAAUAUGGUGGUGCGCGGUUCCUGCUCCUGCUACGGACAUGCCUCGCAGUGUCUGCCACUCGACAAUUCAGUGGUGACCAACGACUAUGACAUGGUGCAUGGUCGUUGCGAGUGCACGCACAACACGAAAGGUCUCAACUGCGAGAGCUGCGAGGACUUCUUCAACGAUAUGCCCUGGAAGCCAGCCUUCGGCAAACAGACGAAUGCAUGCAAAAAAUGCGAAUGUAAUGAUCAUGCCGUCAGAUGUCACUUUGAUGAGGCCGUCUUUGAAUCUUCGGGACGUGUUUCGGGUGGCGUUUGCGACAGUUGCAUGCACAACACGCAGGGCCAACAUUGCGAGGAGUGCUUGCCGUAUUUCUAUCGCGAUCCCGCUGCAGAUAUUCGUAGUCCUCACGUUUGCAAGCCCUGCGAUUGUGAUCCCAGUGGUGCGCUCGACGAUGGCAUUUGCGAUUCGGUCAAUGAUCCGGAGAAUGGUGUUGAGGCCGGAGCCUGUCACUGCAAGCCCAAUGUUAAGGGGCGUCGUUGUGAUGCCUGCAAGGAUGGUUACUGGAAUCUAGAUCCACAGAGUCCCGAGGGCUGCGAGGCCUGCACCUGCAACAUUCUGGGUACCAUCGACAACUCCGGCUGCAAUAUGUACAGUGGAGAGUGUACUUGCAAGCGUCUUGUCACAGGCAAGGAUUGUAAUCAGUGCGCACCCGAGACCUUUGGUCUUUCAGAGUCACCGGAUGGCUGUAACAUGUGCGAGUGCGAUGCGGGAGGAUCAUACGACAAUUACUGCGAUGUGAUCACCGGACAGUGUCGCUGCCGCCCGCACAUGAUGGGCCGCACUUGCUCCCAGCCCAAUCAGAACUACUUCAUACCGCAAUUGCAAGUCAUACACGACGCGGAGGGCUCUGAUCUGUGCAUCUCAUAUACAAACAAUGGAAACUGCAGCGUAGUGCCUCAGCAGGCAAGUCCAGAUCGUCCGGCCGACUUUACGGGCAUUGGUUACACACGAAUGCCUGAGAACUCGGAGCUUAUAAUCCAUGUGGAUGAUAUUCCACGCUCAAUGCCCUACGAUGUAGUCAUUCGCUACCAGGUGACAACGCCCGGAGAUUGGGAAGAUGCGUUCAUUACUCUGGUACGUCCCGAUGAGGUGGAUCCCCAAGGUGAAUGUGCGGGCUCUGUACGGCCUGGCGAUGACAUACGUGAGUCACAUAUUCCAUUUAGCUUACCUGAUCGCGAUAGACAGGUUGUGGCGCUCCAUAAUGUUUGUUUGGAAGCUGGCAAGCUGUACAAAUUCAAAAUCACUUUUGAGCGCCGUCGCCAUAAUGAAGACAACCCCACGGCCACCAUACUGAUUGAUUCGCUGACUUUGAUUCCACGCAUUGAAGUUACUCCGGUACUCUCAGGUUCCCCAUUAUCCGAUACACGCCUCUCCGAAUACUAUAGAAACAAUUGCAAUCAGUCGCUAUAUGAUAUACGUUACAUGCAUCUGACUCCGGACCGCUGUCGCGAGCUCGACAACUAUCUGAGCACGUACAUUCACGAUGGUGCCAGCAUGUGCAACUGCAAUCCGACGGGUUCCUUGAGCAAGGAGUGCGAUAGACAAGGCGGCUUCUGUCAUUGCAAACCUAAUGUGGUGGGUCGCCAAUGCGACCAGUGUGCUCCAGGCACCUACGGUUUUGGCCCGGAGGGUUGCAAGGCCUGUGACUGCAACAGCAUUGGAUCCAAGGACAACAAUUGCGAUCUGCUGACUGGCCAAUGUGUCUGCCAUCCGAAUACCUAUGGACGUGAGUGCGAUGAGUGCCAGCCCGGUUACUGGAAUUUCCCCAAUUGUCAGGCCUGCGAAUGCAAUGGACAUGCGGCUCAGUGCGACGCGAAAACGGGUCAAUGUCUGAAUUGCCAGGAUUCCACGACAGGCUAUGGUUGUGAUUCCUGCCUGGACGGGUACUAUGGUAAUCCGUUCCUGGGUAGCGAGAUCGGCUGCCGCCCUUGUCGUUGCCCCGACACUGUCGCCAGCGGCCUGUCCCACGCGGACAGUUGCUCCCUGGACACUCGCAACAACAACAUGUUGUGCCACUGCAAAGAGGGCUAUGCAGGAGCCCGCUGCGAGAUCUGUGCCGACAACUACUUUGGAGAUACUGAUGCGGGUGGUAGUUGCGAAAAAUGCGACUGCAGCAACAACAUCGAUCCCUACGAUACCGGCAACUGCGAUCGUGAGACGGGCCAGUGCCUGAAGUGUCUCUACGAAACGACAGGCGAUCACUGCGAGCUCUGCCGCGAUGGUUUCUUUGGCAAUGCCCUGGAGCAGAAUUGUCAGCGAUGCGAUUGCGAAUUAUUGGGCACUAAUGCGACAGUGACACACUGUGAUCGGUAUACUGGCCAAUGUCCGUGCUUGCCAAAUGUGAAGGGACUGCGUUGUGAUGAGUGCGCCGUAAAUCACUGGAAAAUUGCAUCCGGAGAGGGUUGUGAGGCAUGCAACUGUGAUCCUAUUGGAGCGCUGGAGGAGCAAUGUCAACCCUAUACGGGCGAGUGCAGGUGUAGGCCGGGCUUUGGUGGACGGGCCUGCAAUCAGUGUGAGAAGAACUACUGGGGUAAUCCGAACGAGAAGUGCCAGCCUUGCGAAUGCGAGCCUUAUGGUGCUGCUGACUUCCAGUGUGAUCGUGAGACGGGUCAAUGUGUUUGUCAUGAGGGCAUCGGGGGCUACAAGUGCAAUGAAUGUGCUCGCGGCUACCUUGGACAGUUCCCCCACUGCGCGCCUUGCGGCGAAUGCUUCAACAAUUGGGAUAUGAUACUGAGUGCCCUAGAAGAAGCCACCGAAGCAACCAUUCAACGUGCUCGUGAGAUCAAGCAGGUGGGCGCCACUGGUGCCUACACCGCUGAGUUCAGUGAGCUGGAUAAGAAGUUGCAAAACAUACGCUAUUUGCUGCAGAACAAUACAGUGAGUCUGCAGGACAUUGACAAUCUAGACGCCGAAGCUUCAGAGCUGAAGAAGAAGCUUGCCCAAUCACAUAAGCGUCUGGACGAAACCGAAAUAAAUCUAAACGACAUAUAUAAUUCCCUUGCCCUGUCCGCAGUGGAACUGGAAGGUCUGCAAAAUCAUUCGCAGCUCGUGAAAAAGCUGUCUAAUGACCUCAAGAAUAAAGGCAUAAAGUUGCAGGAGUCGAACAUCGAGGGUGCACUUAAUCUGACACGCAAUGCCUACGAAAGGGUCACUGAUCUGAGCGCUCUUAAGGAUGAGGCUCGCGAUUAUGCGGCUAAUACUGAUCGCAACUGCAAACGCGUAGAGGGCCUGACCAAUAAGAUUUCAAACGAAACAGACGAAACGGCAGCAAACGACCGUACGAUCGAUGAGUACCGCAGCAGACUUACCGAACUGACCCUUUCCAUUCCCGAGCUGAACAACGAGGUGUGUGGCAAGCCAGGGGAUCCCUGCGACAGUUUGUGCGGUGGCGCCGGCUGCGGCAAAUGCGGCGGUCUUUCUUGCGAGCAUGGAGCUCGUACUCGUGCCGCGGAGGCCCUCAAAGUAGCCAAGGAUACUGAGGAAGCCAUAACGAAAAAGAAAGACCAGGCUGAUCAGACCAUACGAGCACUUACGCAAGCCAAGGUUAAUGCUUCAGAAGCCUAUCUGAAGGCCAAGAGUGGCUUCGAAGAGGCCGAGCGUUAUCUGAACAAAACCGAGGGCAACAUCAAGGUGGCCAGCGCGCUGAUCAAUAAUUUAAACAAUUUCCAGAACAACAAAACAGCCUUACCUAGUGAGAGCAAGAAAUUAGCGCAGGAUACACUCCAGCUGGAUCUCAAGCUCGAUCCCAACGAAAUUGAUUCUCUGGGCGUGAAGAUAAACGAUGCCGUAUCUUCGCUCAAGGACGUUGAGUCCAUAAUUUAUAAGACGCGCCACGAUUUGGAUCUCGUUAACAGAUUGCAGAGCAACGCCAACGCCACAAAGGCCACUGCCAACGAUAUUUUGGAGCGGGCCAACACAGUGGUACAAAACCUCGAUGCGGCCGAUGAGUCACAGGCCAAGGCACAGGAUGCCAUUAAGCAGGCGAACAGCAACAUCGAAUUAGCCGCAAUGGAUCUAGAGAAAAUCGAUCUGGUGACCAAUGAAGCUGAGGAACCAGCCAAUGCCACGGCCGCGCAGGUCGAGGAUUUGGACAAGAAAGCCAAUCGCCUGCAGAAGAACAUGUUCAAGAACGAAUUGGAUGCCAAGGAGAUCAAAAAAGAGGCGAAUCGUGUCAAAUCCGAGGCGAUGCGGGCUCGCGGUGAGGCCAGCAAUCUGCAAUCCUCCACCUCGGCAACCAAUCAGACGCUCACAGAUCGUGCCAAUCGCUCCGAGAAUGCUCGUGAGCGUGCCAAGAAAUUAUUGCAACGCGCCUCCAUAUUGACCGUCGACACUAACGAAAAGAUGAACGAGUUGCAACAGCUUCAGGCCAUAUACCAGGACAAGCAGAGUUUGCUGGAAAAACUGCAGAAUAACAUCAAGCCCUUAAGCGAUCAGCUCACGCUUUAUCUGGCCAACAUUCAGGAGAAUGCUGAACGCUAUCGACAGUGUGUUAGCGUCGGAUAGUCUAAGAAAAACGCUAAUGCUGGUCUAGCACUUGGCCUUGUCCACCAUUGCCAUAUUCAUGAACAAAAGAGCAACAAAGUUAAUGUUUAACACCGUUAAGAAGUAACCGUUACGUUUUUUACUCUAAGCCGAAACUGCAAUGUAAAUUUAUAUUUUCAUGUAUUGCGCCUUCUUAUAGUGCCAAAUCUUUUCCGAUACAAAUCUUCCUAAAAAUGUAUAUGAUAAAUUUGUGUGUAAUGUAGCCCAGCACUAAAUGCUAAUAAAUAAAUACCUAACUACUUAAA
Messenger RNA from Scaptodrosophila lebanonensis, 6263 nucleotides. It is a transcript of the gene LanB1, whose product is annotated as laminin subunit beta-1. NCBI's taxonomy places the organism in Eukaryota, Metazoa, Arthropoda, Insecta, Diptera, Drosophilidae. Bases 565 to 5979 code for a protein of 1804 amino acids. The record is from RefSeq and is a predicted model, not a curated record. Gene Ontology annotation, biological process: cell migration; substrate adhesion-dependent cell spreading; basement membrane assembly. The transcript has 4 exons. Gene Ontology annotation, cellular component: laminin trimer.